AUGUCGUACUACCAGAGCGGCGGCUCCAACUACUACAACCCGAGCAUCCCGCCGUCGAGCUCGGGCCAAUAUCACAGCUCCUACGACCAGCAGCACCAGACUGCAGACGCUGGAGACGUUACCAAUGGCGGGGCACAUGGCUACGGCUAUGCAAGGCGCAACAGCUACAGCCAACACCAGAACGACGAGUUGUUCAUGGGAGGUGACCAGCAGCCCGCCUCGCCAACCCAAGCAAGCUACAACAGCGCAUACCAGUACCAGUCACAGUCUCAGCAGAGUUACAACCCGCAAAACUACGGCUCGCCCGUGACCCAGUUGCCAAACCCACAGCACUAUGGCGGCGUCAACAGAACAUUUGCCCCGCUGCACCAGCCCUACAAUCCAGCUCUUUACGCAGACAACAGCUUGGGUAGGACGAGCACUGUCAGCCAUCCCUACGGUUUCUCUCCGAGUUCGCCCUCGACCACCUCAUACCCGUCGCCCACGCAAUACCAGCAGUCGCAGUUUGGCAGGACAGGCUCCGUUCAACAACACUCUGGCCGAUCGGCCUACUCGCCUCCUCAAGCGCCACCUGUGCCCGCCCCUCCAGGCAGUGCGCAGAUCCCAGCAGACGACUGGGCGAAUUACCCGACCCGCCACUCGUCGUCUGCCUCACACUCGUAUUCGCAUUCCUACCAACGAUCCUCCGACCCACACGCACCGCUACCUUCACCUCCGUCGCAGGACCAGCUUAAUCGCUAUCCUUCGACAUCGAGCCACCUAUCCAACCCUCUGCCACCCACGCCUGAGGUGCCGCCGCAUCAAACUUUGCAAAGACAAGACACCGUGGGGCGACGGCCACUACCCCCGCCUCCUCCGCCCAACGAGUCCGAUGGCGAAGACUACUUUGCGACGCAGAAUGGGGGAUAUAGCCAGGAUGAAUUGUUCUCGCAGCUUGAAAACAUGACUACUGGACCCGGGAGUCCCAAUAUCAAUGUGGAACACGCGAAUGGGGACAAUUACUAUAACGUGGCUGGGCGUAAUGGUAAUCGCGUGAAUGGAAACCAGCUCGCACCGCAAAAUAGUCAGACGGUGUACUCGAGUGAUAGCGAUGUGGAAGCUGCUGCUGGUCUGGCCGCUUUGCGCAUGGCCGAGGAACAGGAACAGGCAGACGAAGCGCGGAGAAGAAGCGGCGGCGCCGGACUCUUCAGUACUUACGCAUCCAUACAGUCGCCACCAUUACCAAGUACCACGAGCCCAACCCAACAGAGGCAAGAGAGUGCAAGCGACAGCGACUACGUGCCCGUGGACGUUGGCCUGUACGGAGAUAGCUUCGCGCCCCACUUCACCUACGGGGGUGCUCCCGACCAGCUAGUCGCUCCGAACAGCCAUCCAGUUUCAUCUUCCGGCUCACAACGAAGAUCUGAAGCACCAAGCGAAGACUUCGACCCCGUCCAUCCUUUCCCACCUUUCGGUACCACGGCGCGAGUCGACACCUUCGGCACCGGUGGCCUCGAGGAGCCCAGCGCAAGAAGAAGGAGCUACGAUGAGGGCGAUGAGUCUACGCUCAUGGACACCUCAACCGCAAUGUCUGGCGAGGUCCCUGACAUGUUUUUCCAUCCGGGCAUGUCUACUAACCGCCCGUUACCGCCUCCUCCAGCAAGUGGCAACCGACGGCCCCACCACGCCAGCACGAGCUCAUCUGGUUCGUAUGAGUACUGGCGCAAUUCGCAAUCCUCUCGUGGCUCAUACCCUGUAGACCCGAAUACAUUGCACAUGGUUUCUCCGACCGGAACACUCGUACCUCGAUCUACGUCUCUCCUCCAACACAGCCACACGCCUCAGGCAGUGCCUCUUCCAAGAUCAAAGACAGAUGCCGAGCAAGGGUACAAGCCCCGACAGCAGGCAAACCGUCAAACGUUCUACGGUGGGCCGGUUGACAGCGACAACAACACACUGACCCCAGGCAGUGCCGACGCAGUGGCUAUUGACCUGCCAACGUUACCUGCAGGAAAGCGCUUCAACCCAGCCAAGCUCUCAAGUAAUGACUUCAAGAAGUGCACUGAGCCUUGGGCAUUGAGCUCUAUAAUCACAUGGCUCAAGCACAUGACGGAAGGAGAGAAUGACUUGAAAGAAGGGCCAAUCCGAGAAGGGUUGAUCGCGCUUUUCACGCAUAAAGUACCUACAAUGAACAUCGCCGAUGCCGAAACACUCGCGAGCCGCGUCGUAGCCGAGAUGCACAAGGCCGGUACUCUCGUGCACGAGGAAGAGUGGCUGAAGUUUUCGUCCGAGACGAUGACGGGUGUGAUCUUCCAGCUGACGAACGCCGGUUGUUAUGCGCCGAAGCUGCAUACAGAAACGAUGCCUGGACGAUGCUACGCACACCAUUGCCAGCGUACAAUCAAGAAACUCGACUUGACGUCUCCGUCAACUUCCAGCAAGUCUGGUGACUGGGCGACUUUUCACAACUUGACCAAGGAGUCCGUUGAAGGCGCAGACAGGAAGGAAAUUGAACGGCAAAAUAUUUUGCACGAGAUUGUUCAAGGUGAAGAUGCUUACAUGCAGCGAUUAGAUGUACUCCGCACGCUUUACCGAGACCGCUUGAUUGCCGCGCAGCCACCGGUGAUCCCUCCGAAGAAACUGAACAAGUUCAUCAAGGAUGUCUUCAGCAAGGUGGACGCAGUGAAGAAGGCCAACGAGGAGCAUCUCCUACCUCAGAUGAAGUACCGACAGCAAGAACAAGGACCCUGGAUCGUUGGUUUCAGCGACAUCUUCCGAGAAUGGAUCAGAAAAGCGAAGCAAGCCUAUAUUGAGUACUCCUCCGCAUUUCCGUACGCAAACUUCCUUGUCCGCCAGGAAGCCGACAAGAACAUGCUGUUCCGGACAUUCCUCGAUGAAGCUCGGAACAACAAAGCAGCAAACAAGCUGGACUGGAAUACGUUCUUGAAGGGUCCAAUCACUCGAUUGCAGCACUAUGGUCUCCUCAUAGACUCUGUGCUUAAGAAGUCAAAGAUAGAAAAUGAGGAGAAGAGAAACCUGGAAAUGGCACGCGACGAAAUCAAGGCGGUAACGAUGGAGUGUGACACCCGUGUCGCGGAGAUGACAAGAAAGGUGGACUUGAGCGACCUGCAGGCGAAGCUCAUACUACGGCCAGGCAUGCAGCGCGUGGAGCUCAAUCUGGACCAUCUCGGACGCGAGCUCAUUUUCAAAGGCGAUCUCUUGAGGAUGGGCGGCAAUAGAUUCACGUGGCUCGAAACUCAUGCCCUUUUGUUUGAUCACUACCUCGUCCUGGCCAAGACUGUCACGUAUCGCGAACAAGACGGCGUGACCAAGUCGGAGAAGUACGACGUCUCCAGACUGCCUAUACCUAUGGAUCUUCUUGUCUUGGAAAGCGAAGAUGAUGAUGCCGUCGUUAGGUCGGCUGUCAAGGGCAUCGCUGCCGUCACGCCAGUGCAAAAGAGCGGAUCGGAGGUCCGCUUAGGACGUGGUGCUGGUCUCAAUGGGCCUAUGCCCGGCAUGCUGACUCACACUAACACGUCGAACUCGCUGUCAUCAACAAAUACUGGCGGAUCAGGAAAGACAAUAGGCCAACCUGUCAAUCUAGAGAACGGAAGAGACGAAAAGAUCAUGUAUCCGUUCCGCAUCAAGCAUCUUGGCAAAGAAACCUACACAUUGUUCGCCCCUACCGCACAAAACCGCGCGGAGUGGUGUGACAAGCUCAUCAUCGCGAAGACGAACCACGCGACGGCUCUGUUCUCGCAGAAUGCCGAACCUUUUAGAUUACGAGUCAUGGCAGAUGCUGCAUUCGCAUACGAAAGCGCGAUGCCUUCGCAGAAGAGCAUCACGAUCAAAGGCACUCCGCUUGAUCGAUCAAUAGACGAAGUCGAGAAGCUCUUCUCGAAUUCCGGUCGACCUGUUCCUAUUUGUCGUGCUCGGGUGAAUUGCGCCACUGCCUUCAACCAGCCGUACGGCAAGCACAUGGUUGCUGUAGGUACAGAUAUUGGUGUCUACAUCUCUGAGUACGACAAUCCGCGAGGCUGGACCAAGGCAAUCCAAAUACCCAAGGUUACGCAAAUCGCGGUGCUCGAGCAGUUCAGCCUGAUGUUGCUUAUUUCUGACAAGUCACUGAUCGCCUAUCACCUCGACGCCGUCUGCCCUGUGAGCGGUGUGCCACCAAGUAACGACUCUACUCGACGAGCACCCCAGAAGCUAUCAGGAGCGCGAGACAUCGGCUUCUUCGCAACCGGCGUCAUGAAAGAUCGGACACUAGUGUUCUACAAGAAGCGAGAAGGCCUUUCCUCUACAUUCAAGGUCCUGGAACCUGUCUACCAAAAAUCAACCGAGAAGAAAUCUCGCAUAUGGAAAUCAGGCCGAACGGAGUUCUUCCGCGAGUACGACGAAUUCUACAUUCCCACCGACUGCUUCGGCAUCGAUCUCUUCCACUCCUCACUCGCCAUCUCCACAGCAAAGGGCUUCGAAGUCCUCACCCUCGACAAGAAACAACCCUGGUCCGUACCAGACCUCCGCCAAUCCCACGUCGCGACCAUCGCCUCGCGACUCCAGGACCAAAAGCCCCUCGGCAUGUUCCGCCUCUCAGACCAGGAGUUCCUCCUCUGCUACGAGGAGUGCGCCGUCUACGUCAACAAGCUGGGCGACAUCUCGCGCUCCGUCAUCAUGGAAUUCGUGGGCAAGGCCAAGAGCGCAGCUAUGUACGGGCCGUACGUGCUCCUCUUCGACCCGGACUUCAUCGAGAUCCGGAACGCGCAGAAUGGGCGCUUGAGACAGGUUAUCUCGGGGCGAGAUGUAAAGUGUCUAGACGACGGGCUGAGCGGGGGAAGUAGCCACACGCGCACGAUUAAGUUGAGUUUGCAGCAUCCGCAGCAGGAGAGGUGUCAGGUUGUGGUGGAGCUGGUGCUUAAUGAGGGGCAGAAGGAGUAG
Molecule: messenger RNA, 4917 nt
Organism: Didymosphaeria variabile
Lineage: Eukaryota; Fungi; Ascomycota; Dothideomycetes; Pleosporales; Didymosphaeriaceae
Gene: TUS1
Product: Rho guanine nucleotide exchange factor
Exons: 2
Coding region: 1-4917 (1638 amino acids)
Molecular function (GO): guanyl-nucleotide exchange factor activity
Source: RefSeq, a predicted model, not a curated record